GGUCUUUCGUGGCACAGCUUCCUCCCUAGGCGUGAGACUCCGGCUCCUUCACUAUGAGACUUCUAGCCCUUUCCGGUCUGCUCUGCAUGCUGCUCCUCUGUUUCUGCAUUUUCUCCUCAGAAGGGAGAAGACAUCCUGCCAAGUCCUUGAAACUCAGGCGCUGCUGUCACCUAUCUCCUAGAUCCAAGCUGACAACCUGGAAAGGAAACCACACAAGGCCCUGCAGACUCUGCAGAAACAAGCUACCAGUCAAGUCAUGGGUGGUGCCUGGGGCUCUCCCACAGAUAUAGGGCCUCCUCCGCCCAGAUGAAGCGUUGAUGCCCAGAUGUGGAGACACCAGAAGCAUACACACUAUGUUGCCUUGCCCCUUGCCAAUGAGCUGUGACACUGGAAUGCUUCACUUCAGACAUCAGGGCGGAUGGAUUGCAGAAUUCCAAGUCCUCAUUCCAAAGGUGUCACCAACCUUCAGAGUCACUAAGGUCCAGGCUCAGCCCACAAGUCACCAUGGCUCCUCCAGAGUAAAAGUCCAAGAUUCCACCUGUGGGAGCUACAGAUCCAGAGACUUUCAAGCUGACUAGAGUGCAGAGAAGCAAGACCUCAGUGUGAUCAGCCGAGACUACAGCAUCUUGGGAACCCUCAGUCAGCCCCAAACCCCUAACACUUAACCACUGGUCUCCAAACCAACACCUGUAACUUCCUAAUGAAAUCAUCAGGAGGAUACCAAAAGAAAUAAACCAUAAAUCAGCAUACACACUA
This is a messenger RNA of Mus musculus (house mouse), 756 nucleotides long. RefSeq names its product G protein coupled receptor 15 ligand (gene Gpr15lg). The record is from RefSeq and is marked validated. Gene Ontology annotation, biological process: negative regulation of cell cycle G1/S phase transition; T cell migration; regulation of T cell migration. Gene Ontology annotation, molecular function: G protein-coupled receptor binding; chemokine activity; receptor ligand activity. The transcript has 3 exons. Gene Ontology annotation, cellular component: extracellular region. Bases 54 to 290 code for a protein of 78 amino acids. Lineage: Eukaryota; Metazoa; Chordata; Mammalia; Rodentia; Muridae.